Molecule: messenger RNA, 1702 nt
Organism: Nicotiana tabacum (common tobacco)
Lineage: Eukaryota; Viridiplantae; Streptophyta; Magnoliopsida; Solanales; Solanaceae
Source: RefSeq, a predicted model, not a curated record
AAUGGAUUCAAUGACUUUCCCUUCUACCUUCUCUAUUAAAAAUUUCCCUACAACUUUUCAAGAAAUAAUUUCCCAAUAUUCUCUCCAACCAAAAAAUAAAUUUUACCCUCAUACAAACAUAAAACUUCAAGACCAAAAUUAUAUUUCUAGUUUUAUUAAUUUAAACCAAUUUUAUUCUUUGAGUUAUGUCUCCAAAAGUAAUGGCAAAUUAUGCCUUGUGAAAUGUAAUAUUACAGAUAAUUCAGAAAUGCCAGAAGAAGGCCAGAAAGCUAUGGAAACAGUAGAAAAACUUUAUAAUGCACUUAGAAAUAAAAAUCUUAAUGAAUUAUCUGAUAUAAUUGGAGAAGAAUGUCGAUGCAUUAGCAACGUUGCCUCUUCUUCUUUACAAACUUUCUAUGGCAAGGAGCAAGUAAUAGAUUUCUUCAAUUCAAUCAUAAAGCUCCUGGGGAAUCACUUUGAGUUUGUCAUUCAACCCACCAUACAUAAUGGAACUAGUGUUGGAGUUGCUUGGGAACUAGCAUGCAGCGAAACUCAUGUUCCCAUUGGAAAAGGUUUUGGCUUCUAUUUGUGCCAUUAUUACAAAGGCAAGAUGAUGAUAAGGAAUGUGGAGAUGUUCAUGGACCCAAUCCUUCAAAUUGAGCCCGUUCGAUUGAAAGUAUCAUCCUUCCUUCUGAGAGCAAUUCAAAAGAUAAAUCCUCCAGACCUUUUCAAGGGAAAGAAGAAACAGGCUAUGAGCAUCUUGUUUAUUGUUCUUCUAUUUGCAGCUAUACUGUACUUGGUCAAGAACUUACAUUGAGGAAUCGGCCUAAUUCUAUGUCUUUUCGUUCUGUUUGAAGAAAGAAAGGAUCCCAAAAAGGCGAUCUUUCUUUUCGUUGUUGAAUCUCUCUUUGAUUAAUCAAUGUUUAAUAUUCCAAAACCUCAUUACUAAUGUAUGUGUUGUCCAGAAAGAGGAGGACUAUUCGUUCGCCGAAACCAUAAGUUAAAAUUUUGGUGAUAGAGAUCCUGUAAAAACUUUGUUUGAGGAAUAAGCCAGACCGGGUCAUUUCUCAAGAACAAUAGCUAAAGGACAGCUCGCUCGUAACUCCUCUGUUGGCAUUGGUUCAUAUGGCUACCGAGGAUUUGAUUCAAUACAGCGGAUGAGGAAAAUCCAGCAAGCUUAAACAAGAUUGAAAGUAAGGAAGACAGAAGGCGGGUAGCGAGGAAGAAAAGAAAAGGCAAAAACAGCUUUUGCCAAAACUUAAUGUAAUUUACCAACAAAAUUGUAGUAACAGAAGCAGCAAAAUUUUGCUGCCAUCUAUGAAGAUUACCACAAAUGAAGCAACGUAAAUAGACAACAAAAUACAGAUCUUUGAACGGUCAUUUUUUUCUAUUCAAAUUAUAACUGGUCAUAGGAGAUCAUUUCCUCACAGCGACGAAUAAAGCAAUAAGUACCAGAAAUUUUAUAUCAAAGAAGAUACCCCCCAAUGUAGAUUGUAUACCUGACAUAUACAUCUUAGUUCCAAUGUGUUUGAACAAGCUAAGAAUCUAUUAAUGUUCCUACUAGCCAUAUAUUAAGGAUGCCAGGAUUUUACAAGAACAGAGGAGCUACUGUACCUAGACCAAGGCCAUGGCAUAAUUACAAAAACAACCUUCUGCCAUAAGCUCAGAAGCACAUCAAUCCAGAAUUCUAAUUACAUACCAUGAGUCUAACUAUGUUAACAAA